Danio aesculapii is the source of this 5864-nucleotide messenger RNA. It is a transcript of the gene phldb2b, whose product is annotated as pleckstrin homology-like domain, family B, member 2b. Gene Ontology annotation, cellular component: basal cortex. Gene Ontology annotation, molecular function: protein binding. The transcript is spliced from 23 exons. Gene Ontology annotation, biological process: regulation of microtubule cytoskeleton organization. The record is from RefSeq and is a predicted model, not a curated record. Lineage: Eukaryota; Metazoa; Chordata; Actinopteri; Cypriniformes; Danionidae. The coding region runs from base 215 to 4432 and encodes 1405 amino acids.
ACAGCACAGCGGAGCCGCCGCUGGCCAAGAGCGACAGCAGUCAGGACAGCGCCUUUAAAGUCACCAAAGAGCCACUGCUGGACAUGUUUAAUCACUCUGGGAUCUAAUUAUUUGGAUCAUAUUGUUUCGCUAGUUUCAUUUUUGAGCAGAGUAUAUUUGGAGAAGAGCGCAACGCAUCUUCAGUAAGUGUGUGUGUUUGGAGCAGCCAUACGAGAUGACAGACGUCGUUUCAGCAAUGGAUACAGAGGCAAACUGUCCUGCAAGUAUCCUCCAACCCGAGUCAGACCAGAGCUUCAAUUCUCCUAGAAGUCCACCGUUGGACCUGAUUGAUACAGGAAAAGGACUGAAGGUACAAACUGCAACCCCUCAUCUGGUCAGUCUGGGCAGUGGAAGACUCAGUGUGGCCAUUACACUUCUACCGCUAAAAGAGGGAGUGACACGCAUAGGCUGUGAUGACGCCCCUGUACCUCAGGACAUCACAAUUGAGGGUCCGGGCAUUGAAGCAGAACAUUGCAGGAUUGAAAACAGAGGAGGGGUCGUCACCCUUGACCCCUGCGGACACCUGUGUUCACUCGACGGAGUGCCUGUAACCAGACCAACACAACUCACACAAGGUUACACACUUUGUCUAGGUAAAUCUUAUAUCUUUCGCUUUAACCAUCCAGAGGAAGCCAAUCGUAUGAAAAGCAUGCUGCCUCAGAAGAGUCCUGUCUCUCCGCUGGUGUACAGCACAGAUUACCUGAAGUUCAGCAGUGACUUCAGCCACUGCCUGGGUGGCUCUGGAUCCAGAGGGAUGCGCUCUGUCUCUGAGCUGCGGGAUUUGAUGGACACUUUACAAAAAAAGAAGCAGGCUUUGGAAAACAGUUUGCGAGCCAAUGGAGACUCAAGCCCCUCCUACUUCAGUAUGACACAGUCUCCGCCCACCACUCCCAAUUUGCUGUCACCCAUCACCUCUUCUUCCCCAAUAUCCUAUCAGGAACAAGCCCGCCGACUGUACAGUUCAGAACGCCCACCACUUUCGACCAAAGUGCUGCCUUCACCCACCAGCAUGCCUCCAUCUCCUCGGCGUUCUGACCCUCGAGAGCGAGACACAUCACUUCCUUAUUCUCGACCCGUGACCCGGAACCAAUCUCAGGAUAGUCUGCUCCUCAAUUCUUCAGAUAGUCGGCGUACUGCUACUUCAGGCUCAGCACUCUCAAUGUGGAAUGGCUCAUCCACCGCUGCAACUGAUCCCCUUCCUCCAGCACUAGGGGGUGGCAGUGGAGCAGCCAGCAUGCCUUCCAGUCCUCGUCUGGCCCGUCGAUUCCACACCCCAGAGUCUGGGCGUAACGGAGGACUCGAGCCUGUUCCACGUCAGCGAAAGUACUCCGCUGGGUCACUAACAGGCAUGAGCUCACAUAGUCGCUCCCUUCCACGUCUCUAUCGACCUGCAGACUCCCAACUCGCCCUAAUGCCAAUCUAUCGCUCUCCUGAUGGACAUAUUUCUCGCACAAGUGGCAUUUCUGAUCUCAACCACCAGAAUGGUCAUUCUGAAGUCAUUUCCAUCUCGCUGUCCAAUAGACCUGGUACCAAACAACCUGUAGCUCCGCCGGAUGUCACCAUGACCUCUGGAGAAGCCACCAGCCCCCGCCAGGCCAAGAAGGUGAGCCUGACUUCCACCAGCUCCUACUCAGAGGUGGACAGGCAAGCCAUGUGUGGUCCCUCGCCAGCUCUAGAGAUUGGUCUCGGGGAGAGGAGACAGUCAUUUGGAAAGGCUGGUCUUGGUCCGACUGGAUUCAGGGAGCGAAAGGGCAGCAUCAGCUCUCUCAGUGGAAAAGAAGAGCUUCAGGACUACCAUCAGAGACAGAAGGAUGAAAGACUGAGAGAACAGGAGGUGGAGAGACUGGAACGUCAGCGUUUGGAGACUAUCCUGAAUCUGUGUUCUGGUUUGGGACGUGCAGAGCAGGACAAAACUGGCUUGGCCGUCGCAGACUUGCAGAAGAUCAACAAGGAGCUGGAGAAAUUACAGGUGUCGGAUGAUGAUUCCACAUUCUCAGACUCUGCAAGUCUCUCUGCCAGCAUUUCUGCUGAAAAUGACUAUGAGAUUAAAUUCCGGGAGCCCCAGGCCAGUGAGGAGAGACGGGUACGACAGCGCAAGAACAGUGGACACAGGGACGCCAGGUCGGAGACAACAGCAGUCCGUGGAUCCGCUCCCACCCCUUCUCCUCGGCUGAUACGUAUAAACAAGACGACCGAAGAUGACACACAGCUGAAGAACGACGUGAGACGUAUAGAAGAGGAGAGGAUCCAGGUCCUCAACAAUAUGGAAGAACUAGAGCUGAAGAUCAAAGACCUGGACAACCAGGUGGAGGAGUCCAUCAGAGAGUUGGAAGUGGAGCGGGCUCUGCUGGAAGGCGAGCAGGAUUCAGAGAUGGCUCAGCUACAGCAGGAAAAAGACACGCUGGAGCAGCUUAAAGAAAAGAUGGCCAAAAUUGAGAACAAAGCACAGACAGAAAAAUCUCAGGACAAAGCCAAGCUAGAUGCGGAGCGCGUAAAGUUAGAGCGACUGGCCAAUUUGCUUGCAGAGCUGAAGACUCAGUUGGACACCUGCCCCGAAGCCUUGAAAGAGCAACUUCAGCUGCAGCUCUGCAGGGAUGCGGAGACGCUGGAGGUGGAGAGCAAGCGUUUUGAAGACCUUGAGUUUCAGCAAUUGGAGAGUGAGAGUCGUCAGGACGAGGAGAAAGAGUCUCAAACACAACACAUUCUCAGGGAGAUCGCAGAAUACCAGCGCAGCACCGUCACACGCAAGGAGAAGCUCCUGGUCCUGAAGAAACAGUGCACCCAGAUUUCCCAGCAGGCUCAGAGAGACAAGGACAGCUUUGUGAAGGAGAAGAACAAUCUUCAGAUGAUGCUACAGCGAGAAAAAGAGAAUCUCGUCAACUUGGAGAAGAAAUACUCCGAGCUCACUGGGUCAUUGGGUUUCCCUGUCAGUCCCAUGAGUAUGAAAGAGGCCUGCUUCCAGUUGGCUGACGUGUGUCCACCUCAUAGUGAAUUUAGCCAUGCCCACAAAACCCUUUCUCCACUUCCUGCUGACCUCCUGAUGUUUUCUUCUCUUCUUUCCUCUCUGACCACCAAAAACGCUGAGGGCUAUGUUACAGUCACUGAGCUCAAUGAACUGUACUCUCAGCUGGGGGUUGAUUCUUCCCCAAACCCUCACCCUACCCAAGCCCAGUCCUCCCUUGACACCCCUGCCAUGGGGACUGAGCCCAGUCCUGACCCCAGUCCUGCCGAGAGCACUGCCCCACCGAGAGAGGCUGAGCAUUUUCGCUGCCUAGAGGAAAGAAAACGGUAUGGUAAAGAAGGCGGAGCUCAUUUGAGUGACACUCUUCCACGCAAAAAAACUCAGCCCACUAUUACCCCACAAUUCACCUGUGCCACCCUGGGUCGCAACAUAUCACCUAAAUCUCAUCCACCUUUAGCUCAAAGCUCCAGCUGUGGGAGUGUGUUAAACCGAGCCCUUGCCAUUUCCCCUAAAGAAACACACAUGGAUACACACCGCCUGCACAAGGGCCGCAGUCAGCAGCAUGUCGGUGAUGAACACCGAACUAGGUUGAGUGAUCUUAGUGGCCAUACGUCCUCGCAAACCAACGUCUAUCUGGACUCAAUUGGUUACCAGGACAAUGGUCGUGCCUUUGAUACACUAAGUGUGGAUAGCUCAGACAGCAUGGACACCAGCAUCUCUGCAUGCUCACCCGACAACAUCUCUAGUGCCAGCACCUCCAAUGUUUUGAAGAUUGAGGAGAUGGAGCGCCUCCUCCGGGAGGCUCAGGCUGAGAAGCAUCGGCUCCUGGAAUACAGGGAGAGAGAGAUGGAGAGUAAGAGCAGGGCUCUGGAAGAGGAGAGAAGGAGGAGAGAAGAUCUGGAAAAACGGUUGCAGGAAGAAACCACCAGGAGGCAGAAACUGAUUGAGAGAGAAGUGAAACUGCGUGAAAAACAGAGAGCACAGUCUCGUCCCCUGACACGCUACCUGCCCGUGAGAAAGGACGACUUUGACCUUCGUGCCCACAUCGACUCUGCCGGCCACAACACAGAGACCUGUUAUCACAUCUCCAUCACAGAGAAAACCUGCAGGGGCUUCCUCAUUAAGAUGGGCGGCAAAAUCAAAACCUGGAAGAAGCGCUGGUUUGUCUUCGAUCGGAACCGCAGGACACUGAGCUACUACGCGGAUAAACACGAAGCCAAACUGAAAGGAGUGAUUUAUUUUCAGGCCAUAGAGGAAGUGUAUUAUGAUCACUUAAAGAGCGCACACAAGAGUCCAAACCCUUCUCUAACGUUCAGUGUGAAGACUCACGAUCGUGUUUACUACAUGGUGGCUCCCUCCCCAGAAGCUAUGAGAAUAUGGAUGGACGUUAUCGUGACAGGAGCCGAGGGAUACACUCAGUUCAUGAUUUAGACAUUAUCUAAUGGAGGAAUAAUAAGUGCGGUGUGUGAAUUCAACCACCGGACUUGAUCUGCACUCCUUCACAUGCUGGUUUCACUAUUGAUUCCCCUGAACGCUGGACUGAUUGUGUUCAUAAAGUUUUUUCCCCGAGUAUCUCGAUCCACAGUAUUGAAGCUUUUCUAUUUGCUGCCUUCAUAUUUUUUAAUCAUUUUUAUGCAACUUUUUGGCAACCCACAUGACUGAACUAUAAUAUUUGUGUGUAUGUCUUGGUAUUUUGUCUGUGUUUGUGUGAAGAGGUGUUAAAUGAUUUUUAGCGCCAAUGUGCCACGUUGUGUGUGGUCUGUUUGUUACCUUGUGUACAGGGCCUCAGGGACACACAAUCAUUAUGAUAUAAACAGCUGUCAGCUGUUCAGCCAAAGAUUAAACACACACACACACACUGACCACUACACGCUGUAGAGUUUAUGUAUAGAUACAUGUUUUGCGUUUGUAACAGUGCCUUCAGUUUUGUAUUAUAUUGAUAUGCCUGUAUACCCGACAUUCAUAUUAAUCCAAGGUGCUAACAGACCCCGAUUACCAGUUUAAAGCUAUUGUAGCACUACAGUUAUUCAAUAUAAAACUCUCAAACUUUCCAAAACACUUAAGGCUGCUUGGCAUUGAGGUAUUAUGCUGAUGUUAAAGGAUAAAACGUCUUGUUGUCUAAUUAUGCACACAUAGAAACUAGGUUUUUAGUAUGUUUUAUGAUAUUUUAUUAUCAUGCAUAUGUAACAUUUGCAUUUUAUGGACUUUAUUCAUUGCUUCUGGGCUAUUUUCAGGGUAUGGAUAUUUGUAUUUCUUUUGAAGAAACAGCAAUGCCACAAGCAAGUUAUUAGAAACUAUUAUACAUAGAAAUUAGAUUUUAUAACACUAACAACUGUAUUUUUUAUGGACAGUAUUUAAUGCUUUCAACCCAUUUUCAGUUGGUUUGGAGAGACAGCAGUGUCACAAAUGUAGAAACUAGGUUUUUAGUGUGUUUUAUAACACCUGAUCAUUUAAUCAAAGUGCUUAUGUAACAUUUACAUUUUUAUUUUCUAUAAUUCUCCGUUUAGCAACAUUUCUCUGUGCCACAAACAAGACGUCACCGCAAAACCAAAAAUAAAUUGGUUUUCCUAAUCCCUAGAAUUUAGCAUAAAGUUGCUUACAUCACAUUAAUUCCAUACAGUUUGGGUUGUUUUAUUAGUACAAAUCCAAUCAGGCCGAAUUGAAAAGGAUUUCACUGCCACCAGCAGGGGGCGACAGCCAUCCACACGUGCUCAACAUGUUAGCCAUUAAAGCUCGUGUCUGUGAAUUAGCCAGUUGUGUUUUGAAUAUUUUUAAUAUUCCUUUCAGAUGAAUAUUUAUACUGUUGUUUACCGUGCAUGCACCUUUUUUUGCAUACUGCAAAAUAAAGCAGAUGUAUAAUGUU